Molecule: messenger RNA, 954 nt
Organism: Microthlaspi erraticum
Lineage: Eukaryota; Viridiplantae; Streptophyta; Magnoliopsida; Brassicales; Brassicaceae
Source: the annotation of a GenBank genome assembly
AUGAGUAGCGAGACAUGGACGAGUUGGUCUUUCCUCACGUCUUUGGCUGGGUUAGUGAUCAAGUCAAUCGAAUUUCCUCCAUGGUUAAUACUCAGCUGCUUGAGCUUCGUUUCCGAUCCUUAUCGAACAAUGAGGCGUGGUAGACGCUUUCUACUGUCGAGGAUUGUGGAGCUAUGCGAUUUAGGGUUAAAAGAUGAUACGAAGCCGGCGUUGGAGGUCAUGCGCAGGUUAGCACGUGGUUUGUUUUGGGCUGUUUACGUAGGAGUCGUCUUGUUUGCCUUGUUGGUUUGUGCUUUCUUGAUCAGUGGUUUGUUUAUUAGCCAUUUGGCUCAUGAACCACUUGUAGUCAAAGAGAGCUUGAAUUUUGAUUACACCAAGAACAGCCCUGAAGCAUAUGUGCCUAUAACCUCGUACAAGAACAGUCAUAUAAAUCACAAGACAGAGAUCACUGUCUCGGUGAUAUUGCCUGAGUCGGAGUACAAUAGAAACCUCGGAAUGUUUCAGGUCCGGGUGGAUUUCUUGUCCGAGAGCGGUCAAAUCCUUGCUAGCUCAAGACGGUCGUGUAUGGUGAGAUUCAGAAGCGAGCCUAUCCGUCUUGUCCAGACAUUCCUAAAGAUUGUUCCGCUUGUCACUGGCUAUGUCUCUGAAAUCCAGACCUUGGACUUGAAGAUCCAAGGCUUUGGUGAGAAAGACAUUGUUCCCACUGCUUGCUUGAAGAUAGUGAUUGAACAACGAGCAGAGUUCGAGUUCCGUCGUGGAGAAGGUAUACCGGAGAUUUACGAUGCUUCUCUGUUGCUCGAAUCCCAACUUCCUUUCUUCAGGAGGAUCAUAUGGAACUGGAGGAGAACUUUGUUCGUCUGGAUCAGCAUGAGUUUGUUUAUUACGGAACUACUUUUCGUCUUAGUUUUCUUCAGAUCUGUGAUCAUCCCAAGAACAGGUCAGAUAGCACAAUAA